Fusarium subglutinans is the source of this 1023-nucleotide messenger RNA. RefSeq names its product glutathione S-transferase. Gene Ontology annotation, molecular function: glutathione transferase activity. Lineage: Eukaryota; Fungi; Ascomycota; Sordariomycetes; Hypocreales; Nectriaceae. Gene Ontology annotation, cellular component: cytoplasm. The record is from RefSeq and is a predicted model, not a curated record. The coding region runs from base 1 to 1023 and encodes 340 amino acids. The transcript is spliced from 3 exons.
AUGGGUGACCAGCCGGAUGAGAUCAGGCUCAAGCCAAACAAGGACGGUUCUUUCAUUCGGCCUGACAGCGCCUUUCGCCGUUUCAUAUCAAAGGAUCAAAACUCUCAGUUUCCGGCUGAGGAAGCUCGUUAUGUUCUGUAUUUGAGCCCUGGAUGUCCAUGGUCUCAUCGCGCCAUGAUCGUUAGAAGCCUCAAGAAACUUGAGGAUGUAAUCGAUCUGUACAUCUGCUCGCUCACUAUGGGCAAAGACGGUUGGCACUUCGAUGAUAGCCCAGAAGCUGCCAAGUAUGGUGUGCUCCCCAAGGAUCCACUAUAUGGACUCGACACGUUGAAGCAACUAUAUCUCAAGGCCAACCCAAAUUAUGAGGGUCGUUACACCGUGCCCGUCCUUUGGGAUAAGAAGACUCACACCAUGGUGAGCAACGAGUCGAGCGACAUCAUUCGGAUGCUCUACACGGAGUUCGACCACUUUCUUCCCGAGGAAGAUCGUGAAAGUCACAAACUUGGAAGCCAACUCUACCCGGAGCGCUUGAGAGACAAGAUCGAUGAGAUCAACGAAUGGGUUUACGACACUGUCAAUAACGGUGUUUAUAAGACUGGCUUCGCAACAACUCAAGCUGCAUAUGAAGAAAACGUCGUAAAGGUCUUCAAGUCACUCGAUCGACUGGAGAGAAUCCUCGACAACGGACCGUUUCUUCUCGGCAAGCACAUCACCGAGGCUGAUAUACGUCUCUUCCCAACCAUUCUCCGUUUCGACGUUGCGUACGUCCCUAUCUUCAUGUGCAACCUUGGAACCAUCAGGGAUCACUAUCCAAAUUUGCAUCUUUGGUUGAGGAGACUUUACUGGGACAUUAGCUUCAGAACUGAAGGCGCGUUUCGAAAGUCUUCCGAGAUUUGGCUUGAGAAGUACAAGAAUGGUUAUGCGAAUGCUAGACGAAGGGUACUCGGUAUCACUGGGCCGGAUAUUGUUCCCAAGGGGCCUCUGGUGUUGAUCCACGAGUUGAAGGAGAGGGAGAGGCUUUAG